This is a messenger RNA of Amphiprion ocellaris (clown anemonefish), 2498 nucleotides long. RefSeq names its product tubulin polyglutamylase complex subunit 2 (gene tpgs2). Gene Ontology annotation, biological process: protein polyglutamylation. The transcript is spliced from 7 exons. NCBI's taxonomy places the organism in Eukaryota, Metazoa, Chordata, Actinopteri, Pomacentridae. Bases 97 to 978 code for a protein of 293 amino acids. The record is from RefSeq and is a predicted model, not a curated record.
GUGCGUCCGUUGUGAACUGAGCGAGUGAACGAUGCAGUGCAGAUACCUGCAGAUGUAUCCGGUGUUUUGUACAAAUUUGUGAUUCCAAACGUAAAAAUGGAGGAGACGAAAGAGAGCUUGUCGUUUAAAGGUGUAGCCGAGAGACUCACACUUGGCAUUACUCGAAUACUUGAGAACAUGCCUGGUGUGGUCGAUGUGCGUUUUGCAGAGAGGGAGCCUGCAGAGAAGAGGAGUCUGCUGUCAUGGGAACAGAAAAACACGUGUAUUUUGCCAGAGGACCUGCGAGAUUUCUAUCUGACAACUGAUGGAUUUACACUGACCUGGAGCGUUAAACUAGAUAAUGAAUGUGUUCCUUUAGGAUGUAUGAUGAUUAACAGUGUCGCCAGGCUGUGCCCACUGCUCCAACCAGUGUCAUUUUUCUCCCUUCCCAAUGCACCCUCACUGGCUGACCUGGACUGGGAGGAGAGCAGCACAGAAAGAGGUUUGGAGCAUGCGCCCGCUGCACCCCAUUUUGAUUCUCGGAGCCGCGUCUUUGAGCUGGAUUCCUGCGGAGGGAAUGGCAAAGUGUGCCUGGUCUACAAAAACUGCACUCCAGGUGUGGUUGCCCAGCAGAGUGAAAUCUGGUUCCUAGACCGCUCACUGUGCUGGCAUUUACUGACAGCAACCUUUACCUCCUACUACCGACUGAUGAUAACCCACUUGGGUCUGCCUGAGUGGCAGUAUGCCUUCACCCCAUAUGGUCCAAGUCCCCAGGCCAAGCAGUGGGCAUCCCUUUACCAGCCGCUGACCUUCAGCUGUGAACUCAGCCUUGGAGAUCCUGCUGGAGAUUCCUAUCUCAACAAGCUGGAUCCUACAAAGGCCUUCAAAGGCAAAUCAAAGGCACCAGCCCCCAAGAAGAAGCAGUCAACACAGUGUGGCUCAGGGAGUACCGCUAAGGGCCAAGGCAACAUAGGAAGACACAGCGGAACGAAGCGGUGAGAAGGUUCACAUCCAAGAAAGACAUUUCAGUCAACCUCGUUAUUUGUAUGAUCAACAUGGCUUCAAAGAGCAGCCUGCAAUUCUUUCGUUGACUGGACUCAGUGUGUUGGAAGCUCUAUGCAAUGUGAGAGCAUGUUGUCCAAAAACUAAGCUGCAUGUCUAAAGAGAUGCUUAACAAGGCGUAUUGCUGGCUCAACACAUGGCUAAGGUGGUAUUUAUCUGAUAAAGGGAAGGUUGAGCAUGAUGGAGAAAUUAGUCUUUGAAUCACCAGCUAAUUGCAUCAGAACCAGUUACAAUAUUCACAAACUAAUUUAUUUCGCGUUCGCUGGUGACAACUCCUGGUAAAAAGUAAUUUAAAGCAGUCAUUUCAAGAAAUAUAAUCAUGUGCUGCUGUCAUAGCAUAUAAUACUGAUGUGUCAAAAUGUACCACUGCUGCUAUCAAGGACACCAUCCAUUCAUAACUGCAGUUACUAUCACUGUGCUUUAUUUGUUGCUCAUUUUUUAAUGCAUUAUACAACAACAAUUUUUUUGUUUUUUAUUUAUAUAUAUAUAUAUAUAUAUAUACAUACAUAUAUAUAUAUAUAUAUAUAUAUAUAUAUAAUGUGUAAAGUUCCUAAUAAAGUUUGUAAUUUAUUCAGUAACGCAUUUCUUUACAUCAAAGCAUCAGUAAUUGAAAGUAAUACUGUAGGUUCAGCCUAUACGACUGAAGAGUAGUAGUAACAUUUUGAAAAUGGAAAGUAAGUCAUAGUGUGAUUCUACAAAUAGAAGCUGAUCAUACGACUCACUAAAAUUGUUCAGGCUUCAAUACCAAGCGUCAGUUUGAACAGCUCAUGAACUCUAAGCUUCAGUAUCGAACCUUACAUCACUAAAGUGUGUGUGCAAACCUUAGCAUGAAAUGUUACAAUGUCAAGGACUGGCAAUAAACCAUGAAGUUAGGCUUUAGUAAUCAAUGUUACUCACAGGCCAUUGAUUCACUGAUGUAAACUUUACAAAGGUGAAAAGCUGCAUUGGAGUUUAGGACCACUGCUCUGUAUAAUGAUCAUAAAAGCCACUCUGAUUAUUCCAUAUUUAUGAACUAAUAUGAGAAAGUUAUAGCCAGCAUUUUUUAUCCAUCUUCAUUCAUUUACGGCUCUUGAUGCCAAAAGAAUAACAGUAAACAGACCUGAUACAACAUGUAGGACUAAGUUUUUGUUAUAAGUACUCUGGAGAGGACACAUGUACACUUUUUGUCUUUUGGCUGCUGUGCACUGGCUUGGUGGAAGGACAAAUAUGUGCAUUAUCUUUAAUUGAGCUGUUGCCCUUUCAAGUUGUGAGAAGCCAGCUCCUACUGUUUCUAUUUGACUUACACAAAGAUACAUGUUUGUUUUUUUUAAUGCAAUGUAUUAGCACUGUUUUCUUCUCUUUACAUACUCUGAGGUUUCUACGACCAUAUAAGUGGUCCCCUGUUGAUUGUUAUAACGAAUGAUAUUCAUGGUUGUAUCAGCUGCUAUUGCCUCAAUAUUAAAAAGUUAGUUACUGUG